CCUUAAUCCACAUCCCCAAUUCAGACCAUCUGCCCUCUUUUCUUUCCCUUCUCUUCUUUCUUCUCCCCUUCUUUCCUUCCCUUCUUCAUCUCAUUCUUUUCCUUCCUUUGUCAAGAACAUUCCACUUAUUCCUACUACCUGGAUACUAUGAUGACGGACACCCAUCCUGCCUCCGCUACCACGACCGAGGAUCCCGUCGCCGAGGUCACCUCUGCUGCCGACAAGAUCACAAUCGUCGACAACGCGGUCCAUACCACCACAGAACACAUCCACGACGAGAACUGCAAGCACGACCACGACCACGAGAAGGAGUCCAGCCAGCCCCAGGGACGCAAUGACUAUGACCUCCUCGAGAUUCGUGGCACAAAGGAUCAGACAACCGAUCCUCUUGUCAAGACCUACUUUGAGGCCAAGGAUAUAUUCACAAAGGCUAUGGAGCGCCUGAGCCAGAUCCCAGAGGGCUCUGAUGCCGAGUUAAUCGAGAAGCACAAGGACGACAUUGUCUCUGUCACCAGCGAUCUGAUGCGCGCCUUCUUGAUGGACGAAAAGGCCUGCGCCAUGAGUCAGAGGAUCCUGAAGCUGGCAGAGCAGUACGAGAGCUAUGUCCAAAAGUACAAUCCCGAGAACACCUCGACCUCCACAGUCGAAUCUGAGGAGGAAGGAGCAGAGCAACAUACGACCAUUUACACCAAGGACUCAGUUGUCUUUGUCAUCUGGAUCUUGUUCAGCGGGCAGCAGUUCUCCCACUGUAUCCAGACUCUCGGCUUUGCCAUCACAGAGUUCGAGGCACUCCGCCCUCGCAUGCUCGAGUUCCGCGCCUCGUGCCACAUGGCUCUCCGCAACUACAAGGCCUGCACGGAAGACCUUGAGCAAGUGCUGACUCUCACGCCCGAAUUGACCGAGGUCCACUCAAUGCUCGGCAACGUCUACUAUGCGAUUCACCAGGCUCAGGAUGCCAUCCAGCACUUCAAGGCCUUUAUCGAAACCGCCCACCCUGACUCGCGCACGCUUCCCUACGCCUACUAUGCCCUCGCUAACCUGACCCUGCAGUCCGCACCUUCGGGCGCAGCCAAGAAGAAAAACCAGUCUUUGAAGCAGGCAGCUGUUCUCAAGGAAGCACAAGAAUUCUACAAAAAGGCUCAGGCAGCCGACCUUCGCUUCAAGGAACUCUAUGGUGUACCUACGGCCUUGAACGAGGUCAAGCGCACGGCCGUGAUGGCGUUCGAGGCCCGUAGCGCUGGUCGCAACGGUCUGCUCUUGAACGAUUCGUCUCAAGCUCUGCUGGAUGCCUCGGAGGCCUUGAAGAAGUCGUUCAAGAGUCCCGGUAUCUCGUCCUGCGCCAACUGUGGCCGUCCUGAUAAUGUCGCCAACAACGAUCGCGCACCAGAGUUGAAGCCCAAGCCCUUGAUUAAGUGCACCAAGUGCAACAAGGUUGCGUACUGCUCCAGGCCAUGCCAGAUCACCCACUGGAAUUCUACCCACAAGAACACUUGCAACAAGAAGUAGACGGUCCAUGCGCUCGGCUGUUUUUCUUGCUUUUUCUUUUUUCUUUUUUCUUUUCCAUAUUUUUCCUUUUUAUUUUGCUCUGCUUGCC
Gamsiella multidivaricata is the source of this 1594-nucleotide messenger RNA. RefSeq lists its product as uncharacterized. Gene Ontology annotation, molecular function: protein binding. NCBI's taxonomy places the organism in Eukaryota, Fungi, Mortierellomycota, Mortierellomycetes, Mortierellales, Mortierellaceae. Bases 148 to 1506 code for a protein of 452 amino acids. The transcript has 4 exons. The record is from RefSeq and is a predicted model, not a curated record.